Messenger RNA from Helicoverpa armigera (cotton bollworm), 607 nucleotides. RefSeq names its product peroxynitrite isomerase THAP4. Bases 81 to 575 code for a protein of 164 amino acids. The record is from RefSeq and is a predicted model, not a curated record. NCBI's taxonomy places the organism in Eukaryota, Metazoa, Arthropoda, Insecta, Lepidoptera, Noctuidae. The transcript is spliced from 2 exons.
CUGACAUUUGCCUUUUUGCGGAAGCGAGCUCACUCACGCAAUUCAAAAAAUAUCGCGUAACUAUUUCAAAGAAAUAAAUUAUGGCUACUUUACAUGAAGCUUUGAAGCCUAUUUCUUGGCUGGCUGGACGCUGGUCUACCGAGGAAGGUCGGGGCACGUAUCCGAACAUACCAGACUUUCAAUAUCAUGAAGAAUUGGAAUUUAUUUGCGUCGGGCAACCGAUGUUCAACUAUGUAUCCAAAUCGACGCAUCCAGAAAAAAAAACUCCAAUGCAUCAGGAAAGAGGUUUUUUACGCAUUAUGCCAGGCACAAACAAGCUAGCCUUCAUGGUUAGCCACAACUUUGGCCUAACUUCUCUCGAAGAAGGUGAAAACGAUGAAGAAUCUAAGCAAAUAGUCUUAGAAACUGUCAGCCUGUCUCGAAUGUCAUUUGCUAAGCCUCCCGCUGUGAAAAAAAUAAAGAGGAACAUCAAAUUGGUGGCCCCUGAUACUUUAGAAGUAGUAUUGUUUAUGGAAACUGAUAAUACUCCGUUGACAGAACAUUUAAAGGCAGUUUAUAAAAAAGUUGAUGGUUAGGGAGAUUAUAUAAGAUGUACAUCUUUAAAAUU